UUUGAUAAUCGAAGAAUAAAUAUGAAAAACCCCUUGUUAUAUAAAAGUCUGAAAUGCUCCGUAGGAAGAAAGACAAAAGUAUGAGUAAAACGUUGAAAAUAUACUAAAAUAGGAUUUUCAUGUUUUUAUUCUUGAAAUAUGAGUUAAAAUGCAUUUAUAUUAUCAAACAUGAUCAUGUGCACUACCAAAAAGUAUAGUAAUGUGCGCAGUGACACAUUAUCACAAUGCGAAUUCUUAUUUAAGAAAUAAAAACAUGAAACUUAUAUUUUAAUACUUUUUUUUUAUGUUUUAGUCAUAUUAAAAACCAUUUAUCUAAUAAAAUAUUGAACAAAAACGGAGAAACAACUGAAGCAUCCGUCUACUCCGAUUCCUCCACAGAUGCAAGCGAAAAUGAGCAGCAGUCCCGUCUCACUCGCUCUGUUCGUUCCACUCCCUUCGAGAAGCCGGACCAAAUCUCAGAGUCCGCCGGAAACUCUCCGCCCUGGGAUCCGAAAAUCGGCAUUUAAAAUUUGCUGUAAACGAACGGAUUACUAUUCCGGAAGCACCAAAACCGAGGCGGGUCAUCUCCAACUCUCGGUUCUUCGUUUCACUCUCGGAAUACCUGGACUGGAUGAAUCGUACUUACCGAGAUAUAUAGGGUACAUACUUGGCUCGUUGCUAUUGUUGAACCACUUUAUUGGCUCGGAUUCUUCCGCCAUCACAGCAGCUCAGCUGAGAACAGAGGUUUUAGGCCUUUCUCUAGCUGCAUUUUCUGUAGUUAUCCCCUACCUUGGGAGAUUUCUAAAGGGUGCUCUUCUUCAUGAUGAAAGGAAUCUUCCUGAAGACACGAACCAAAUCUUUGUCAUCUCACAAAAUGUUCCGGAUUCUCUCAAGGAGGAUUUGGCUUGGGGAACAUAUACUCUGUUGCGCAAUACAAACACGUUUUCGGUGCUUAUCUCAGCGCAAGAUGCAUUGUGUGUGCGUGGCUACUGGAAAACUCCACAAGAUGUAUCAAAAGACGAUGCAUGUAAUUGGGUUGAGAAACAAAUUCUGCAACUUGGUCUAAUAAGCUUGAAGGAUACACUUUAUUUUCCGCAAACUACUGAUCCUGCACUUUGGGAGCUGCUUCCCAAGGGGACUCGAUCCCUCCUAGUACAGCCACUGAUGUGUUCUCCUUAUCCAAGUUACAAGGACCCUGCAAAAAGUGAGGGUUUUGUCCUGGUAGCUUCUGGAAGCAAUUUUGCUUAUGACGAUAAAGACAGAGACUGGAUUAAAGCAGUUGCUGCAAAAUUUAUAGAUAGCUAAAGCUGGAUUCCUUACGCGCUGGUCUGGUCAAGACUCAAGAAAGUUACCUUGGUGGCAUUACCAUUAACUGCAGCAUUAUGAAUCGGCUGUUCGUGGAGGCAACCAUAUUGUACAAUAGCAAUAGGAUCAACACCCCAACAGAAGCAGAGAAAGCAGAUGGUUUCAAGGAAAAAUGAAAAAAAAAAAGCCAAAAAAAAUUGAUGAACCUAGAAGGAUCUAACGACCUAGUCCCAAAAUGGAAGGUGUAAAGAGGAAAUAUACUAGAAAAAAUAGGAUUGGGCAGUCUCCUGGUUUGGCUAUUAGGUCAGGAAAGAUGCCUGAGCCUUCAGCAUUUAACCCUCAAACUCCUAAUUUCUUAGCUGAGGGAAGGAAGAGAAAAGGUACUCACAACGCAUCAAAACAUGGCUUGAAAUCAUACAAACGAGACAUCAAUUUCAAUGUGGAAAAUCUUGUUGAAGAAAAUAAAGAAGCACAUUGUCAUAGAGACAGAUAUGGAAAAUGUAAUCUCAACUCCGCCAAGCAAUAAUGCCACUUAUCUCAUUUAUGCAGAUGAAAGGGUCUUGAAGGCAAUAAGAAGGUAAACAAUAA
Cuscuta campestris is the source of this 1872-nucleotide messenger RNA. The record is from the annotation of a GenBank genome assembly. Lineage: Eukaryota; Viridiplantae; Streptophyta; Magnoliopsida; Solanales; Convolvulaceae.